Molecule: messenger RNA, 483 nt
Organism: Monascus purpureus
Lineage: Eukaryota; Fungi; Ascomycota; Eurotiomycetes; Eurotiales; Aspergillaceae
Source: the annotation of a GenBank genome assembly
AUGGCGUCCAAUCUGACCGAAAAGCAGGCAGGUCUUGUUAACGAGCACGACGAGUUUCGCAAUUAUGCGAUCCCACCGCAACCGCAUCAUGAACAGAAUUUUCCACAGGGAUACUACCGCAGACCCCUAUUUCUGGGGCCCGUAACGGCCAUCAGCUUCGGUCUCAUGUCUGCCCUAGCAGGUUUCGCAUAUAUCGCACCCAUACUCACCGUCAUCAACGACGUCGGGCUGAAUCCGAAUAUCUUCUGGCUAUCCCUCGUAUACACGUUGAUCAUUGCCGUUGGACUCACCAUCAUCGGACGUGUAACGGAUGCUUUUGGCCGGCGGUAUGUGCUGAUCGCGGGCGUCAUGUUGGGCGUCACUGGGAGCAUCGUCUCGGCCACGGCGCACAGCAUCGAUAUUUUGAUCAGUGGGAUGGUCUUCAUCGGUGCUGCAGCACACAGGUCUCCUAUUUCUACACCAUGGUUGAGUUGGUGCCGAUGA